Owenia fusiformis is the source of this 856-nucleotide messenger RNA. NCBI's taxonomy places the organism in Eukaryota, Metazoa, Annelida, Polychaeta, Sabellida, Oweniidae. The record is from the annotation of a GenBank genome assembly.
CGAUGACGUCAUAGGCCCUAUUGCUAUGAACCGUAACUCCCAAGGAGAUAUAAACAUAAACAAAAGAGACUUUCAAUCGUAAAGACGGUGCAUGAAAAGAAGGCGAAAGAAUUAUGGCAUAUCUUGACAAAGUAAUGAAAUUCUCUACUAAUAUGAUACAAGGGAUUGCGGAACAAUGGUUCAUCCAAAGAGAAAGAAAAAUGUCAGUGGAAGAGACUUUAGAAAGAAAAGAAAGAGAGGAGAUCGUCAUUGACGAGACGGAAACCAUCUCCAACGAGAUGGACAUCAUCUCCAACAAUCAGGAAGUUCAAAAACUUCAAGAAUCGAGCGAGAACAGUAGACAAGACAUCCAUAACUUAAAACGAAUUGUCGUAAAAUACAGAAAAGAGAAACGCGUUCUAGAUGGAUUCAUCAGUGUCGUAAGCUGUCGUAUCAGACACCAAAUACUGGAACGUGGACUUUGCUAUUGCGACAUAUGCCAGGAUAAGUCACCAGUGAAUCAUUUGUCAACGUACAAGAGAGGUUCAUUCUACAGUCCUACAAUACAAGAAGUGCGAUAAAACAAACAAUAUUUUUCCUAUUGUUGUAGUGAAAAGACAACUGUUUGUGUGACUUUUAAUGCUUGAUUUCAAUUCCUCUCUUUUUGUUUAUUAAUUUAUUUAAUUGAUGUAUGGAUGAUUAAAUUUGUUUUAAUAAUACAUAUUGUAUUUCUUGUUUUUAAAAAAUCAUUAUAUAAUUGACUGAGGUUGCCCAAUUGACCCUUUUCCAUAUAAAUGGAAAAUAGAUGGCAUCAUGGGUAUUGGUAGGUCUAAAUAACAUGCCAACUCAAUGGCAAGAGUUAUUUAAUUUCUUGAUU